This is a messenger RNA of Sinocyclocheilus rhinocerous, 7300 nucleotides long. RefSeq names its product retinal-specific ATP-binding cassette transporter. The coding region runs from base 147 to 6713 and encodes 2188 amino acids. Gene Ontology annotation, biological process: lipid transport; transmembrane transport. Lineage: Eukaryota; Metazoa; Chordata; Actinopteri; Cypriniformes; Cyprinidae. The record is from RefSeq and is a predicted model, not a curated record. Gene Ontology annotation, molecular function: ATP binding; lipid carrier activity; ATP hydrolysis activity. The transcript has 49 exons. Gene Ontology annotation, cellular component: intracellular membrane-bounded organelle; membrane.
AAGUAGCAAGUUUGGCUGUUGUGUUUCAGUGACUAUCAUGGACUGGAAUUAUGUACUUUUAUUCGUGAAUGAUAAGGAACUCAUAUUUCUUCAGCACUGAGGUUUGUUGCAGCUUGUUGACCCCUACACGGGGUUGAGUUGGAGUCAUGAACACAGGCAGGCAGAUCCGUCUGCUGCUCUGGAAGAACUGGACGCUCCGCAAGAGACAAAAGAUUCGCUUCCUGGUUGAGAUUCUGUGGCCUGUGUUUUUAUUCAUUGGACUUGUGUGGCUACGAAGAGCCAAUCCUCUGUAUCGCCAACAUGAAUGUCAUUUUCCCAGCAAGGCUAUGCCCUCAACGGGAAUCCUGCCUUGGAUUCAAGGGAUUUUCUGCAAUGCUAAUAACCCAUGUUUUCGCCAUCAAACUCGAGGAGAGUCGCCUGGGGUCGUUUCCAACUACCACAACUCCAUACUGGCACGGUUUUACCAAGAUUCACAGGAGCUGCUGUUCAACGACACUGAGUUCCGUCAGCUCGGCCGUCUGUGGCAUGAAGCCACCGUCUUGAGCAACUUCAUGGAGACGCUACGCACCAAUCCUGCACUGGUGGCAGGUAAAGGACUGAAGGUAGAGCACAUUCUGAAGGACGACGAGGGUCUGACGUCAUUCCUGCUGCGGGACGCUGGGCUUUCAGAGGCUGUGGUGUAUGAUCUUACAAAUGCAAAAGUGCGGAUGGAGCAAUUUGCAUAUGGAGUCACAGAUCUGACUCUGAAAGAGAUCGCCUGCAGUCAUGCUCUUCUGGAGCGAUUCCUCAUCUUCCCCAGUCGCGGAGGGCUGUAUGGGGUCCACAAUGCCAUGUGUGCCCUUUCCCAGCAAAGGCUGCAGAAGAUCGAGGACGUGCUGUAUGCCAACAUAGACUUCUUCAAGCUCUUACGUCUGUUGCCCAUGGUGCUGGAUAGCCACACGACCGGGAUAGACCUGCAGUUCUGGGGUCGAGUGCUUUCAGCAUCGUCCGACAAGCUUCAGGAGCUUGCGGAGAGGCCCAGCUCCCAGGACUUGAUGCGGGUCAUGUACUCCAUCUUCCAGUCCGGGGGUCCCUCGUCCUUCAGUCAGCUGAUGUCCACUGUAUCGGAUCUCUUCUGCGGAUACCCAGAGGGUGAGAUCACCCGGGUCUUCUCCUUUAAUUGGUAUGAGGACAACAACUACAAGACUUUCCUAGGCAUCAACAGCUCCAGAGGACACGACAGCUACACCUAUGACAAGACAGCAACUCCAUUUUGUAAUGCACUGACGCAGAACCUAGAGUCGAACCCUGUUACGAAAAUCAUGUGGAAUUCAGUGAAGCCUCUGGUGAUGGGGAAGAUCCUCUACACCCCAGACUCCCCAGCUGUCAGAAAGAUAUUAAAAAGUGCCAACACUACUUUUGAGGAGCUAGAGAGGUUGCAGAAAAUGGGGAAGGUCUGGGAAGAGGUGGGACCGCAGCUCUGGGAAUUCUUUGAGAACAGCGUUCAAAUGAACAUGAUACGGGACACACUUAGAAACCCCACAGUGAUGGACUUUUUGGACAGGCGUCUUAAAGAAACACAGUUGUCCACCAAAGACAUCCUUAACUUCCUGCACAAUGGCCCAGAGCAGGACAGAUAUAUGAACAUGACAAACUUUGACUGGAGAAACGUCUUUAGUCUGGCUGAUCAGGCUAUUCGGAUGUUCAACCGGUACAGUGAGUGUAUAAGUCUGGAUAAGUUUGUGGGUCACAUGGAUGAGAAUCUGAUGACCCAUCAGGCUCUGCACCUGCUGGGGGAGAAUAAGUUCUGGGCAGGUCUGAUCUUCAUGGACAUGUACCCCUGGACCACAGAACUGCCCCGCCAUGUCAAGUUCAAGAUCCGAAUGGACAUUGAUGCAGUGGAACGCACCAACAAAAUCAAAGACAGGUACUGGGACCCUGGCCCAAGGGCAGACCCUGUGGAGGACCAUCGCUACAUUUGGGGAGGUUUUGCCUACCUGCAGGACAUGAUUGAACACGGAAUCCUGAAGUUACACACAGGUCAUGACUGGCCAUUAGGGGUUUACCUGCAGCAGAUGCCCUACCCCUGCUAUGUGGAUGACAUGUUCAUGCUGACUCUAAACCGCUGUUUCCCCAUCUUCAUGGUGCUGGCCUGGAUCUACUCAGUGUCCAUGAUUGUGAAGAGCAUUGUGCUGGAGAAGGAGAUGAGGCUGAAGGAGACGCUGAAGGCCAUGGGCGUCUCUAAUGGAGUCAUCUGGCACACAUGGUUCAUCGACAGCUUCCUCGUGAUGACCACCAGCACUGCUCUGCUGACUGCCAUUAUCAUGGUAGGCAAAGUGCUAAAUUACAGUGAUCCCAUCAUCCUGUUUCUGUUUCUACUCACGUUCACUGUGGCCACUAUUAUGCAGUGUUUCUUGAUGAGUGUGUUCUUCAAUAAGGCCAACUUGGCUGCGGCUUGCAGUGGCAUCAUCUACUUCACCCUCUACCUCCCUCACAUCCUCUGUUUCGCCUGGCAGGAUCGCAUUACCAAGGAAAUGAAGUUAGCUGUGAGCUUUCUGUCUCCAGUAGCCUUUGGUUUUGGGACAGAGUAUCUGUCCCGCUAUGAGGAACAAGGCCUGGGGCUGCAGUGGGACAAUAUUUGUACAAGUCCUCUAGAGGGUGAUGAGUACUCCUUCUUCACUUCCAUUCGCAUGAUGCUAUUGGAUGCAGUUGUCUAUGCUUUUUUAGCUUGGUAUCUCGAUAAUGUCUUUCCAGGCCAGUAUGGCAUCGGUCGGCCCUUUUAUUUCCCACUGCAGCCCUCUUACUGGCUGAAGCCGACACCUCAACCCUCACAGAUUCCAGAUCCAGGCCCUGAGAAGCGUGUGGUAAACAACGUGGAGAAGCAAAAACCAUACAUCAAUGGAAAGGUCACAUAUUGUAAAUACUCUAGUCUGGUUGCCUCAAAAAUUUAUAUUUUAUUUUAUUUAAUUUCACUCAGCCUGACAGUAGAGGAGCAUAUUCUCUUCUACUCUCUGCUGAAGGGACGUGAUCGCAAGGAGGCCAUGCAGGAGGUUGAGAACAUGCUGGAGGACCUGGGACUGCCUCAUAAACGAGAUGAGGAAGCACAGAACCUCUCUGGGGGUAUGCAGAGGAAGCUGUCUGUGGCGAUGGCUUUUGUGGGUGGUUCUAAGGUGGUGAUACUGGAUGAGCCGACAUCAGGAGUGGAUCCAUACUCCAGACGCUCCAUUUGGGACCUGCUACUCAAAUACCGCACAGGACGCACAGUAAUACUGUCGACUCAUCACAUGGACGAGGCAGACCUGUUGAGUGACAGAGUGGCCAUCAUUUCUAAAGGGAAACUACACUGCAGUGGCUCUCCUCUCUUUCUGAAGAACUGCUUUGGAGUGGGUUUCUACCUCACGCUGGUGCGUCGCAUGAAAGACCAGCGCAAAAAAGAGAAUGAGUGUGACUGUGCAUCUGAGUGCUCCUGCACCUGCUCCACUUGCACCAGAUAUAAAGAGGAAAGUCAUGCAUUACAACCUGAGAGAAUACUGGACGGGAACGUUGAGAGCAUCACUACUCUGAUUCAUCACCAUGUACCUGAGGCGAAGCUGAUUGAAAUGAUUGGUCAAGAGAUGACCUAUCUGCUGCCAAACAAAGGUUUUAAAUAUCGUGCAUACGCAAGCCUUUUCCGCGAACUGGAGGAAACGUUGGGUGACAUGGGCCUCAGUAGCUUUGGCAUAUCUGACACCUCACUAGAGGAGAUCUUUCUGAAAGUUACAGCAGAUGGAGAAGCAGCCAACAGCUCUGUCACACCAGAGCAAUGGAUGCUACAACAGAGGAAAGACAGGGAGGCUGCGAGUAAUGUUGAAGAUGCUAAUGGUGUAAACCCACUGGAGUCUGACAACAGUGCUGGCAGAGCCUCCAGGCAGGUUAAAGGCUUUAGUCUGGUGCUCAAGCAGUUCCAUGCUCUUGUGGUCAAGAGAUUUCACCAUGCCGCACGCAGCCACAAAGAUUUUCUUGCACAGAUUGUUUUGCCAGCCAGUUUUGUCCUUAUUGCUUUGGUCUUCACUAUGAUUGUCCCACCAUUUGGAGAGUAUCCCAGUCUGACCCUCACUCCGUGGAUGUAUGGACCGCAGUUUACCUUCAUCAGUAAUGAGCAGCCAUCACAUCCAAAGAUGAGGCACUUCAUACAGACAUUGCUGAAGGAGCCUGGCAUGGGAACACGCUGCAUGGCAAAUCAGCCUUUGGAGAGCCUCUUUACCUGCCUAAACACAACUUCUGAUUGGGAAGUUCCUCCAGUUUCUCCUGAGGUUGAAAACAUCUUAUUGAGUCCCGAGUGGGAUACAAGAAACCCCUCCCCUUCCUGUGAGUGCAGCACUGAUACAAAGCUCACCAUGCUGCCCGUCUGUCCGGAUGGAGCUGGAGGAUUGCCGCCACGCCAGAGAAAAGAGCCAACAGGGGACAUUUUGCUCGACAUGACAAACAAAAACAUCUCUGACUACUUAGUGAAGACUUACCCCAAACUCAUCAAGACUAGCUUGAAGAGCAAAUAUUGGGUGAAUGAACAAAGGUAUGGUGGUCUCUCUGUUGGUGGACAACUGCCGAUUCUUGACGUUGAUCCAGAGGAGAUUCGGGCUGUUUUUUCCCAGCUUGGACGGAUGAUGAAUAUUACAGGGGGCCCCUAUUCAAAGUCAGUAAUGAAUGAAUUAGAAACAUUCUUGCAUUACAUGGAGAGUGAGUACAAUGUAAAGGUGUGGUAUAAUAACAAAGGCUGGCAUGCCAUGGUCUCCUUCAUGAAUGUAGCAAACAAUGCCAUUCUCCGUGCUUACCUGCCGCCUCACGCCAAUCCAUCAGAGUACGGCAUUACUGCCAUCAAUCACCCGCUCAACCUCACCAAAGAGCAGCUCUCAGAGGUCACUGUUCUCACCACAUCAGUGGAUGCAGUGGUGGCCAUUUGCGUCAUCUUUGCCAUGUCCUUCAUCCCAGCCAGCUUCAUCCUCUACCUCAUUCAGGAACGUGUCACCAAGGCCAAGCAUCUGCAGUUUGUUAGUGGAGUCAGCCCUCUGGUCUACUGGGUCGCCAACUUUUUCUGGGACAUGAUGAACUACUCUGUCAGCACAGCAGUGGUUGUGGGAAUUUUCGUGGCUUUUGAUAAGAAAUGCUACACAUCACCGACCAAUCUGCCAGCGCUGGUCGCUUUGCUUUGUCUCUAUGGGUGGUCAGUGACGCCCAUGAUGUACCCCAUGUCCUACAUGUUCAAUGUCCCCAGCACGGCAUAUGUGUCCCUCUCCUGCAUCAACCUUUUCAUUGGUAUCAACAGUAGCGCCAUCACCUUCAUCUUAGAGCUCUUUGAAAACAACAGGUCUCUGCUAAUGUUUAAUGAGGUGUUGAAGAAGAUGUUACUGGUCUUCCCUCAUUUCUGUCUCGGUCGAGGUCUCAUUGAUAUGGCCAUGAACCAGGCCGUGACUGAUGUCUAUGCCCGAUUUGGGGAGGAGUUUUCCAUGGAUCCAUUCAGAUGGAACUUUGUGGGGAAGAAUCUCUUCUGUAUGGCUGUGGAGGGUUUUGUCUAUUUCAUCUUUAAUCUGCUCAUCCAGUACAAUUUUUUUCUUGAUCACUGGGUGUCAGACUAUGGGAAGAGUCCAGUUAAAGAUGAAGAUGAUGAUGUAGCUCAGGAGAGAGAGCGCAUUUAUAAAGGAGGAAACAAGAAUGACAUCCUUCUAAUCCGAGACUUGUCAAAAACAUACAGGCGCAGAAAACGACCAGCAGUGGACAAAAUCUGUGUAGGAGUUCCAGCAGGAGAGUGCUUUGGGCUUCUUGGUGUAAAUGGUGCAGGUAAAACCACAACCUUUAAAAUGCUGACCGGAGACACGGAUGUGACAUCAGGGGAGGCGUCAGUAGCUGGAUACAGUAUUCUCACCAAUAUCCUGGAUGUGCACCAGAAUAUGGGCUACUGCCCUCAGUUUGACGCCAUAGACGAGCUGCUGACGGGAAGGGAGCACCUGUACCUGUACGCUCGCCUCCGUGGGAUCCCUGAAUCUGAGAUUAGCAGAGUGGCCGAGUGGGGGAUUCAGAAGCUGGGUCUGUCUGAAUAUGCAGGAAACUGUGCUGGUACCUACAGCGGGGGCAACAAGAGGAAACUGUCUACUGCUAUUGCUAUGAUUGGCUGUCCUCCUCUAGUGCUCCUGGAUGAGCCCACCACAGGAAUGGACCCUCACUCCCGUCGCUUCCUGUGGACCGCCAUUCUGAGUAUCAUCCGUGAUGGGAGGGCAGUCGUUUUGACGUCUCACAGUAUGGAAGAGUGUGAAGCUCUUUGUACUCGCUUGGCCAUCAUGGUCAACGGGACAUUUAAGUGUCUGGGCACAAUCCAGCAUCUGAAAUACAAGUUUGGAGGUGGCUAUGUAGUCACGAUGAAGAUCAAAGCUGAAAAAGCAGGCAUGCCUCCUGACCUGAUCCCGGCCGAGUCCUUUAUGGAAAGCAGCUUCCCAGGAUGUCUACAACGAGAGAAACACUACAACACUUUACAAUAUGAAAUCGCCGCUGCCUCACUGGCGCGAGUCUUCCAGCUGGUGUUGACCAACAAGGAGAGACUGAACAUUGAGGACUACUCUGUGUCUCAGACCACAUUAGACCAGGUGUUUGUGAGUUUUGCCAAGCAGCAGUCAGGAGAAGAUGUUGCUCAGCUCAGAGCAUCAGUGCCGAGGCGAGACACAAAGGUCUCACCGCUACGAAGAGUUGCGAUGAAAAACAGUUAAGAUGAACUCUAAUGCUUCAAAAGGACUCAUGGCUGACGACACAUUACACCAUGUUGUUUAUGAAGUUCCUAAAGCCUUUUAUUUAUGUAUUUAUACACAAAACCUAUUUGAAGUUGUACAAAUGUCAUAGAUUUUUUUUUCAUAAUAUAUAACAUUUUUUAACAUCUGCCCUCAGUCUACAGCACUCUGAGCCAAAGGUCAAUCUCCACCCACUGAAAGAAAAAAACCUCCACAGAUUAAAGUAAUAGUCUACUCAAAAAUGAAAAUUCAGUUUUGUUUUUUUUGAGCAUCUUGCUUUGGAACAUACGAUAUUGUGAAUAAUGUUAGUAAACAAACAGUUUUGGUUCACACUGACUUCCAUUAUAUGAAUAAAAAUACAAUGGAAGUCAAAUGGAACCAAAACUGUUUGGUUACUAACAUUUUUCACAAUAUAUUAUUUUGGGCAGAAAUAGGCUUGAAAAGGCAUGAGUGUGAGUAAAUGAUUUUUGUGUGAACUAUCCUUUUAAAGUAGUUGUAUAAAAUGCUUAUAAAUAUAGAAUUUCCACACACAAAAUUACUUUUUGGUUUCCAUGCUAUUUAAAUUGUAU